Messenger RNA from Cicer arietinum (chickpea), 1699 nucleotides. NCBI's taxonomy places the organism in Eukaryota, Viridiplantae, Streptophyta, Magnoliopsida, Fabales, Fabaceae. The record is from RefSeq and is a predicted model, not a curated record.
AUUCCUUCAAAAUAAUUUUUGUGGUGGUAGAUAAAAUCACAACCGAAAUUUGUCUUCACUAAAAUUUAUUUAAACCAAACAACAAAUCACAAGUAGAUGGUGAUUCACCAAAUCACCGAAUCGAUAGUCUUCAACGUCUCUGCUCUGCGAUAAUCUAUUCAUUCAUCUUUCAGGUUUUACUAUGACAAAAUGCAUAUUGUUUAAAGGUUUUGACCGAAAGGACUAGAUAGAAAAUGGUGAUGAGGACUACCUCAUCUGAAAAAGUACUGUCUCAGAACUGCAAGUGAGAAAAACAUAAAAUGCUAUGGAAGAAACACACGGCCAGUAUUAUCUUUCCGGUCUACCCGAGUCUUCGUUAUCUCAUGACAGUAGUGAGAGGUACGAUUUUAACAGGCAAGUGAAUCGUGGGGCUGGUAUAUCAGGUCUGAAGAAGAGAGGUCAUGGAACUCGGUCUUGGAUAAAAAUUGAUCAGAAUGGAAAUUCUGAGACUGUGACACUUGACAAGGCUACUAUUAUGAGACAUUGUUCUUUGCCUUCUAGAGAUCUUCGACUAUUGGAUCCUAUGUUUAUUUAUCCUUCUUCAAUAUUAGGAAGGGAGAUGGCUAUUGUAGUCAACCUUGAGCAAAUUCGGUGUGUAAUCACAGCCGAUGAAGUCAUCCUGAUGAAUUCAUUGGAUGGUACUGUUGGUCAGUACAGGUCAGAGUUAUGCAAUCGACUCCGGAGAGAAAAAUCUGAUGAUCUUCCCUUUGAACUUAGGGCACUAGAGUUGGCUCUGGAAUUGACAUGCACAUCUUUAGAUGCUCAGGUAAAUGAACUAGAAAUGGAAAUCUAUCCUGUGCUAGAUGAACUGGCCUCAUCUAUCAGUACUCUCAAUCUGGAACGUGUUCGAAGAUUUAAAGGUCACCUCCUUGCUUUGACUCAGCGAGUUCAGAAGGUUCGUGAUGAAAUAGAACAUCUCAUGGAUGACGAUGGCGACAUGGCUGAGAUGUGCUUGACUGAGAAAAGGAAAAGAUCAGAUACCUACCCUUCAAAUGAUUGUUUUCAAACUCGUACAUUAUCAGGUAAUAUGACUUCCAAAUCAGCUCCUGUUUCACCAGAGAGGUCACUUAGCGGGGUCCAGAUGUUGCAGAGAACGUUCAGCAGCUUUGGAAAUUCUAGUAAAUAUGGUAGUUUAUCUGGUUCGACUGACAAUGAUGAAAGGAUUCAGCCCCUGGAGAUGUUGCUCGAAGCAUACUUUAUCGCCAUUGAUCAUACACUUAAUACAUUAUUGUCGCUCAAAGAAUACAUCGAUGACACAGAAGAUUUUAUCAACAUAAAAUUGGGAAAUAUUCAAAACCGCCUGAUACAGUUUGAGUUGCUUUUUACAGCAGCUACAUUGGUAGCUGCAGUAUUUGCCACCGUGGCAGGAAUAUUUGGAAUGAACUUUGAAACCUCAGUUUUUGACUACUCAACUGGAUUCCAUUUGGUUUUGGUAAUCACAGGAAUUGCUUGUGUAUCAUUGUAUUUCUCCUUAUUAUUCUAUUUUAGAUACAAAAAAGUGCUUCCAGCAUAAAAAUUCAAUAACAGUGAAAUUGAUUGUGCAUUUUAUCAAAGCCAACUUGGUCAAGAUGACAGGCUUAGAAGCUGUAUUGUAUAUACAUAUUUAUAUUAUCUGUUUGUGGAAGACAAUCCAUGUGCUGCUUUCGCAUGGCUAGAUGCA